CUCUCGCGCAUCUGACCUUCGAUCCUCCCGCACACCUGCGCGAUUGCUCUCACCGGCCAAUUGACCUCCCAUGGCUUCAGUCGCUGCGGUAUACAGGGUGUCGGCGCGCGCUGCAACACAGCAGUUGCGUAAUCAUGGUGCUCGGAGAGCGUUCCACUCCGGGCAGGCCUCGCUCGCUGCGCACAAUUUCAACAUGCCCGCGCUUUCUCCGACGAUGACCGAGGGUAACAUUGCGACGUGGAAGAUCAAAGAAGGUGAUUCUUUUUCUGCCGGAGACGUCCUCCUCGAGAUCGAGACGGAUAAAGCGCAAAUGGAUGUAGAGGCUCAGGAUGACGGCAUCUUGGCCAAGAUUCUGCAAGGAGACGGAUCUAAAGCAGUCCAGGUAGGCUCCAGGAUUGGGGUCACAGCAGAGCCCGGCGAUGAUUUGAGUUCACUGGAACUUCCCGAGGAAGACAGCCCUGCACCGAAAAAAGCAGAAGCUCCUCAAGAACAGCCCAAAAAAGAAUCCAAUAAGAAGUCUCAGCCGGCUCCCAAGGAAGAACGAACCUCCUCCCCGCCUCAAUCUGAAGCGUCGAAGAAAUCUGCAAGUGGGAAAGCUACGAAGCAGACCUACCCACUGUAUCCAUCCGUACAACAUCUUCUGGAGGUGAACGGCUUGCCGAAAGAGGAGGCGGAUAAGAUCCCAGCCACGGGCCCCAACGGGCGAUUGCUGAAGGGCGACGUCCUGGCAUACGUUGGUAAGAUCCAAGGCUCAUACCCGUUGGAGUUGGCAGAGCGUUUCGAGAAGCUGUCUCACCUCGAUCUGUCCAACAUCAAACCAGCGCCAAAGAAGGAGGCGCCCAAGAAGGCCGCUGAAGCACCGUUGGCUAUUGACGAGCUCGACGUCGAAGUGGCUCUGCCUGUUUCUCUCACGGCUGUCAUGGAGUGCCAGAAACGCGUCAAGGACUCAAUAGGUGUCUUCCUCCCUCUAUCUACUUUCGUUGCCCGUGCCACAGAGCUAGCAAACGAGGAUCUGCCAAAGUCCAAGUCCGCGAAGCCCUCUGCGGACGAGCUUUUCAACGCUGUUCUUGGCUUGGACAAGGUGGCAGGACGGAAGUAUUCGCGAGGUCACUUUGUCGCUCAAGUGACUGCUUUUCCCGCGACGACACUACAGAGCACGCGCAGACCUAGCUUUAAGAGGCCGGACGUACUAGAUAUUCUAGCUGGGAAACCACUAUCUCGCGGAAGCAAGUCGUCUACAGUCGGUGGAGCGGAAGGGGUCGUUGGGCCCCUCAACGUAUUCAGUGUUAGCGUGCCCAAAGGCGACGAGAAGAGAGGACGGGUUUUCCUCGAGCGCGUCAAGAGUGUUUUGGAAAUGGAGCCAGGAAGGCUCGUUGUUUGAAAGUCUUGAUGUUCGAUGAAUAGCGUCUGUAUAGUAGUGCUGUCCACCAAGCUCCUGAGGAGCGAGAUAUAAUGCAAUUUGGAAUCUGUCUUUCUCGUCGAUGCC
Cucurbitaria berberidis CBS 394.84 is the source of this 1486-nucleotide messenger RNA. RefSeq lists its product as uncharacterized. Gene Ontology annotation, biological process: pyruvate decarboxylation to acetyl-CoA. Gene Ontology annotation, molecular function: dihydrolipoyllysine-residue acetyltransferase activity. The transcript has 4 exons. The record is from RefSeq and is a predicted model, not a curated record. Lineage: Eukaryota; Fungi; Ascomycota; Dothideomycetes; Pleosporales; Cucurbitariaceae. Bases 71 to 1381 code for a protein of 436 amino acids. Gene Ontology annotation, cellular component: pyruvate dehydrogenase complex.